UCUCCUGCUGCUGGUGAGAGCCAAAGCUACGUCGGUGUCAUCGUCUUAUCGGUUUGGGGGUUUGACAACAGAAACAACACCCUUAUUUCGUGUCCAGCCACGAAUACCCAUUUUCACUGGGGUCUCUGGAGAGAUGAACAACAACGGGAAUAAGAGAGCUCCAACCACAGCCACUCAGCGACUUAAGCAGGAUUACCUCAGGAUAAAGAAAGACCCUGUGCCUUACAUCUGUGCAGAACCUCUCCCCUCCAACAUCCUAGAAUGGCACUAUGUAGUCAGAGGUCCUGAGAAAACUCCAUAUGAAGGAGGAUAUUAUCACGGAAAACUCAUAUUUCCACGGGAAUUUCCCUUUAAACCACCAAGUAUCUAUAUGAUAACACCAAAUGGGAGAUUUAAGUGUAAUACAAGGUUAUGUUUGUCCAUCACAGAUUUCCAUCCAGACACAUGGAACCCCGCAUGGUCCGUCUCCACCAUCCUCACGGGUCUGCUCAGCUUCAUGGUCGAGAAGGGCCCCACCCUCGGGAGCAUCGAGACCUCUGACUACACGAAAAGACAACUGUCAGCCCAAAGUCUGGCCUUCAACCUCAAGGACAAAGUGUUCUGCGAGCUGUUUCCUGAUGUAGUGGAUGAGAUGAAGCAGAAACAGAAGGCCCAGGAGGAGUUAAGCGCCCGCACUCAGCCCCUCCCCUUACCUGAUGUGGUGCCCGACGGUGACCCUCAACAUGCCCACUAUGGCCUCCCAGCCCUCAAUGGAGGUCCCGUCCCGCUCGGGGCUGCCAACCCCGCCCCUGGCCUGCAGCAGGCCAAUCGCAACCAUGGACUUCUAGGUGGCGCUCUAGCCAACCUGUUUGUGAUUGUAGGCUUUGCGGCGUUUGCCUACACAGUCAAGUACGUGCUGAGGAGCAUAGCUCAGGAGUGAGAGGAGCCGGCGUUGUACGCCGAUGCUCCCCCCUGCAGGCGAGCCAGCUAAUGGACUCCACAUUCUAUAAACACACUAAGUGGGGGAGGGAUGUUCAGUCCUGGGUUAAAACCCUCCACGACCACCACCACCACAACCACCACCACCAUGGACUUUGGAAGAUGGAAACUCAAAGCCGACCCACACAGGAAGGAUUGAG
This is a messenger RNA of Seriola dumerili (greater amberjack), 1118 nucleotides long. It is a transcript of the gene ube2j2, whose product is annotated as ubiquitin conjugating enzyme E2 J2. The record is from RefSeq and is a predicted model, not a curated record. NCBI's taxonomy places the organism in Eukaryota, Metazoa, Chordata, Actinopteri, Carangiformes, Carangidae. The transcript is spliced from 7 exons. The coding region runs from base 134 to 919 and encodes 261 amino acids.